Molecule: messenger RNA, 1946 nt
Organism: Carcharodon carcharias (great white shark)
Lineage: Eukaryota; Metazoa; Chordata; Chondrichthyes; Lamniformes; Lamnidae
Gene: fam107b
Product: family with sequence similarity 107 member B
Exons: 4
Coding region: 263-661 (132 amino acids)
Source: RefSeq, a predicted model, not a curated record
AUUAUCAAAGCUCCGUGCUCUGGUCUUUUAACAGCACGAGAACAGUGAAUUGUAGGCACGCCUCAAUCGACACAAGGCAUUGGCUUCAUGACAAAGCAAGGAGGGGGAUAGCUGCCUGCUAGACUUCCCUAAGGGAGGGAGAAAGAGAGACAGACAGACAGAACACUGUCUGCUACUGCAUCCACUCCAGAGACUCAUUUCUUCUUAAGAGAGUGAAAAGCCGGAGUUGGAACUUGACGUGCAGAAUUUUAGGAAGAGCACAAUGGCUGAACCAGAUUAUAUCGAGGAUGAAGACAGCGCAGAACUCAUCAAACCCAAAAAACUGAUCAAUCCUGUGAAAACAUCAAAAAAUCACCAGGAUCUCCACAGAGAGCUGAUAAUAAACCAGAAAAGGGGCAUUGCUCCUCAAAACAAACCAGAGUUGCAACGAGUGAUGGAGCAGAGAAAGAGAGAUCAAGUCGUUAAACAGAAGAAAGAAGAAGAAGCUCUUAAAAAGUCAGACUUGGAGCAAGAGCUAAUGAAACGUCAACAGAGGCUAGACCAGAUUGAGCAGGAAAAACUGGAUGCUGAAGAGAAACGGGAGAACGCACCUGAGUUUGUCAAGAUGAAAGGUAACCUGAGGAGAACCAAACACGAGAGCGGAGACGUGCAAGUCUCUUAGAGAAGGCCACUGCGUGCAAAACUCUGGAGUUUGUAGAGUGGUUUCUGUUUCUUCAGGCACAAGAAAUCAGCACUGUGAUUACAGCUUAGCAACAAACUCAAGCAGCACAAGAGCUUUUUAGCAAGCGGCUCCCUUCGUCACAGCAUACUGUCCACUUUGUACUGAAAGGGCUCAUUUUGUGCAGGACAACUUCAGAGUGACGACCGACAGUGACCGGUGCAGGCUCUCCAACCGGAUUUGAUUUGAGUGGGAUUCUAGAGCAACAGCAGACUGUUUUCUUCAUUCUGGGAAUAUGAUCUGUUUUAAAAACAACUGUCACUAGAAGUAAAGGAUGAAACGUUCAUACCGAGUUCACUGUGGGCAAAUUAUCUGACCCGCUCAUUAGUAUCUAGAAUCAACCAAAUUUAUUGCAAGCACCGGACGACUGUUGAGAUUAAUGAGGUGACAGCGGUGAAAUUGGACUUUGUCAAUAACACAAAAUGGGCAAUAAUGAACCAGCUGAGUGAACCCACCCCCCACCCUACCUAAAGCCAGUGUGUUAAACCUACUGCCCAUUUGCUUUUGGCAGAUCUGUGAUGGCGCCAAAGUGAAAUUUCCCCCCUUUUAUUUGCGCUCUGCAGCACAUGGACACUCCUUUGUCCACUAAAAUAAAUGGGUUGUUGGCUCCAUUCAGGUAGUGGCCAGAUGAAUAUCAUGUGAAUGCAUGAAGAUCUGGUCUGUUAAUAUCAGCACUAGCAAUUUCUAAGCUAUGUUUACACAGCAAUGGGGGAGGGGUCGGCGGCGGGUGGGGGGGGUAGUUUUCCAGACACAGUAGUGAUUAACGAUGCCCAUCUUCCCUCGCGCGCACACUGCCUAGGGUCUUCCCUCUGUUAACCAGAACCGGUGCAUCCUUUCAAAAUUGGGGCCCAGUGAAUAAGUUUUUGACACUGUUUAUGAACCGAACAAUAUACAGCAAGAAUAAGUUCAGUGCGAUUUCUUUCCUCAUUGAAUAUCCUUGUAUAGUUCAUCAGAAACUGCUUUCCAGUUUUCAAAAUUUUGAUAAGAUUUAAAUUUUUUUUAUAUUAAGUUUGCAAUGUUGUGUCACAAAUUCUAUGAAAUUUGUAACGAUUGUAUACUGGUAAUUCAGUGCUUUAUAUUUUGUCAGGCUGCUGUGCAGGGUAAGCCAAGUUUUAUAAUUCUGAUCCCACCUUGUUUAUUCGCAUACCCCUGCAUUAGAACCGUGUACUCUGAUGCAGUAUGAAACUGCACUGGUGUUCUUAAAGUGAAAAUUAAAAGAGUGAUGUCA